AUGAAGGGAAAUAAGCUUGUCAUAGGUCUCGACUAUGGAACAACGUACACUGGCGUAUCUUUCUGCGAAUCUAGCACUGGUGCGCAUGGAGAUCACAUCGAAGUGAUUCAUGACUGGCCUUCACAGAGCAGCAAAAAUGCGACACAAGAGAAAGUACCUAGCGAAGUCGCUUACCGUGAAGAGGGCAUCCUCUGGGGUGCGCUCAUACCCGCAGAUGUUCCUCGGCACAUGUGGACAAAACUUCAACUUGACCCCCUUCAAGCCGGAGAAGUCACGAAGAUCAACCGUGAGAUUGCAACUUCUGCACAAAAUGCAAACAAGCAGCCGGAUGACGUGAUCACCGAUUUCCUUACUCAGGUCAAGGCACACUUGAUCAAGAACUUGGACCAAAAGUAUGGAACGGCUCUCUGGCGAACGAUGCCGAUCACCCUAGUUGUCACAGUACCAGCUACAUGGUCCGACCUGGCUAAAUCACGUACUCUGGAGGCUGUCAACAAAGCGGGCUUCAAUACGCUAGAGUUUCCGCAACCGGUAACGACCAUUCUGACCACUGAACCCGAGGCAGCCGCCAUCCACACAAUGAGAACUUAUCGAGCUGACUCUUCCAUGAUAAGGGUCACUGGCCUGAAUCCGACUGUCAUCGAGGAAGCUACCGUGGGAUGUGGUGAUCAAUGCGGCGGCAGCUCUGUCGAUCGUGGCUUCUUACGAUGGCUUGAGGGUCGUAUCGGUACCGCCGACUUCUUGAAGAUCGCCGGGUGCAGAAGUGAAGAAGUGAAAUACACUUCACUCGAGAAGAGAGCUGCAACUAUGCUCCAGCAGUUUACGUCCGGUCCCAAAGCAGGAUUUUCGGGAACCGAGUCAUACAUCAUGCCGUUGCCAUUUCCUUUGAGCAGGAUCGAGGAUGAUGAAGCUCGAGGAAUCAGCGAUGGAGAGAUUCAGAUCACCCCUGAGGACAUGGAGAGCAUGUAUGAAAAGUCCCUCGCUCGUACAUACAAACUCAUCGCCCAUCAAUACCGAGCGGCUACUGACACCAAGAAGAUCAAGAUGAAGGCAAGUUCAAUAAUUCUCCUUGUUCGUCAUCUGCUUACCAUACUAGUACAUUCUCAUGUUGGUCUGCUGUCUCUCAAGGAGCUGUCGCUGUCGGUCUUGAAGCACAGAAGCCAGAGCAAGGAGUUGUUCAAAACCGCAAGUGUCGCAGACACUAUGACCAGGUGGUUGCUCAACAAAGGCCAAGAUCUUGCUACUACUAAAGUUCCACACGCAACGAUGUCCUUUUCUACGAAGUUCUGGCCCCACGAGGCGAGAACCCACAGAGUAAGACUCAUCGCAACGAACUCCGACGAGGCGCCUCAACAUUCUUAUGAUAAGGGUGUCUUCUCAGUCGUGACACUCACGAUCGACUUGUCUAAGGUUCCCAAGAAGGAGUUCAAGGCCAAGCGAUCUCCGGAUAGGCGCCAAUACCACCAGAUCAGUUUCGACGUUGAGAUCUCUAUCCAGUCUGCUCUGCAGUUCUCUUGCUCGGUCAAAGGCAAGAACGUCGGCUCCAUCACUGCGAAGUAUGAGUAG
Messenger RNA from Alternaria ethzedia, 1566 nucleotides. RefSeq lists its product as uncharacterized. The record is from RefSeq and is a predicted model, not a curated record. The transcript is spliced from 8 exons. NCBI's taxonomy places the organism in Eukaryota, Fungi, Ascomycota, Dothideomycetes, Pleosporales, Pleosporaceae. Bases 1 to 1566 code for a protein of 521 amino acids.